AUGAAACUUUUACUCUGGCCGACAGUCUUCCUCCUCGCCGCUGUGACACUGAUUUCGGGCAGCGUCGUCAAAUCGCCAAGCAAUGGCAACUUCGAGCUGCUCAUCCUGCACAACAAUGACAUGCACGCACGGUUCGAACAAACCUCCCAAAUGAGCGGCGCGUGCACUAUUGCUGAUAGAGAGGCGGGAAAGUGUUAUGGCGGCUUCCCAAGAGUAGCUUACGUGGUGAAAGAGGCAAGAAAAGCUGCAGCAUCUGGUGAAGGACCGCCCGUUCUCUACCUGAACGCAGGUGAUACAUACACGGGAACAGCCUGGUUUACCAUCUACAAAUGGAAAAUUGCCGCUGAAUUUCUCAACGCCCUGCAACCGGACGCCGUUUCACUUGGAAACGACGAAUUCGCAAAAGACUCUACAGAAUUGUUACCUUUCUUAAAAAAUUUAAAAACAAAUAUAAUAGCUACUAAUAUUAUUUUGAAUACUGAAGAAAACCAAGAGUUACAGAAAUCAGUUAUAUUUGAUAUAAAAGGAACUAAAGUUGGCAUGGUCGGUUAUCUUACACCAGAAAUAAGUAUGUUAGAUAGCGCUGGCGCUGUUGAAUACAUAGACGAGGUAAUAGCUCUUAAAGAAGAAGUAAAUAAGUUAAAAGAGCAAAAUGUUUCUAUAAUAAUAGCUUUGGGUCAUGCUGACAUAGAUAAAGUAAUAGAGAUUGCAACUGAAGUCGAUGGUAUAGAUUUAGUCAUCAACGGUCACAAAAACUUUUAUUACUGGAACGGAACUAGCAUAAACAACCAACUAACUGAUACCGAAAUAGAAAUAAAAAUAACCCAAAAAUCGGGGAAAAUAGUACCGAUAUUACAGUCAUAUUCAUACAAUAAAAACCUAGGCAAGAUAAUUGCAAAAUAUGACAACGAUGGUGAGAUUAUUGAAUACCAGGCACAACAAAUUCCUCUCGACUCAUCCAUUCCUCAAGAUUUAGAAGCCCUUGAAGUAAUAAGAUCGAAUACCGCUGAAAUUUAUCGAGAGGGCCAAGAAAUAGUAGGUUACACAGCGGUAGUUCUUGAUGGAGACACAUGCAAAUUAGAGGAAUGUAAUUUUGGUAACUUACUUACAGAUUCUGUUACGUAUUAUUACGCUGUUAGAUUUCAAGGUGAACGUUGGACUAACGCACCAAUUGCCAUUAUUCAUAGUGAUGCAAUUACUACUUCAAUCGCCCCUGAAAAUCGCCCGGCAGCUAUAACCAGGACCAAUUUGUUAUCCGCUUUAGAAACUGGAAGCAACUUAGUUACUGUCACCAUGAACGGAACAGUAUUACUUCAAGUACUAGAGUAUUCGGUCGCAAACUACAGCUACACAAAUCCUUCAGGCCAAUUCCUACAGUAUUCUGGAAUUCGAGUAACAUAUGAUUUAGCUAAAGAACCGGGUUCCAGAGUAAUCAGAGCUUUUGUGCGGUGUUGGUCCUGUUACAUUCCUCAAUUUUACACUAUUGAUGAUUGGAGAGAGUACACAAUAUUAAUGCCUUCAAGUUUAGCAAAUGGAGAUGAAGGUUAUUCUAUGUUAGUGGGACUACCUCGACAAAAUCUGGAUUAUGAUGUGGCAACAUGCAUUGAAGCGUACAUCGCUCAACGUAGCCCAGUGUAUCCUGAAGUGUCUGGCCGAAUUAUUUUAUUAAACACAGAAGCUGUACCCGACUCUGCAACUGCCUUGAGCUCUACACUCACACUUUUACUUUUCAUCAUCACCUUUAUAAUUGGAUAA
This is a messenger RNA of Parnassius apollo (apollo), 1755 nucleotides long. NCBI's taxonomy places the organism in Eukaryota, Metazoa, Arthropoda, Insecta, Lepidoptera, Papilionidae. The record is from the annotation of a GenBank genome assembly.